Messenger RNA from Fusarium vanettenii 77-13-4, 1530 nucleotides. RefSeq lists its product as uncharacterized. The transcript is spliced from 2 exons. NCBI's taxonomy places the organism in Eukaryota, Fungi, Ascomycota, Sordariomycetes, Hypocreales, Nectriaceae. Gene Ontology annotation, biological process: transmembrane transport. The coding region runs from base 1 to 1530 and encodes 509 amino acids. Gene Ontology annotation, cellular component: membrane. Gene Ontology annotation, molecular function: transmembrane transporter activity. The record is from RefSeq and is a predicted model, not a curated record.
AUGGACCGCACGGUUCCUGACCAUGAGAAGGCUCCCCAGGCCAGGACAAUUGACAACAUUCGUGUCCUGGGUCUGACCGACGAGGAUGCCGACUUUUACAAUAACACUACCCCUGAACAGCGCAAGACGAUCAUCAAGAAGGUUGACCGACGAUUGGUUCCUCUUCUCGCCGUUCUGUACCUGAUCUCACAUCUCGACCGAGCAAACAUCGGCAAUGCCAAGAUUGAAGGACUUGUCGAGGACUUGAACCUUGUUGGAAACCAGUACAACAUUGUUCUGAGUCUCUUCUUCAUCCCCUACAUUCUCCUUGAGAUCCCCAGCAACAUCCUCCUGAAGAAGUUCUCGCGACCAUCCGUGUAUCUUGGUAGUCUGGUUACGAUCUGGGGUAUCAUCAUGACUCUCCACGGGGUCGUCAAGGGCUUUGGCAGUCUUCUCGCUGUCCGCAUACUUCUCGGUGUCUUUGAGGCUGGCUUUUAUCCGGGUGCCGUGUACCUGUGCACAUUUUGGUACAUGCCCAAGGAUCUGGCUACUCGCAUUGCCUACUUUUACUGCACAAGUGCUCUGUCUGGUGCUUUCUCUGGCCUUCUUGCUGCUGGUAUUGCUCAGAUGGAUGGAGUCGGUGGUUAUGAAGGCUGGCGAUGGAUCUUUAUCUUGGAAGGCCUUGCAACCAUUGUCCUCGGAGUCAUGUGCUAUUUCCUCCUCAUCGACUCCCCGGCCCUAUCUGGCAAGUGGUUGACUCCCAAUGAGAUCCGCUUCCUCGAACUCCAGAGCUUCAUCAAGCAAGGCGGCCGAUUUUCUCAGGAGUCUGACGACAAGAAGUUUGACUGGCACGACAUGAAGAUGAUUCUCUGCAACUGGCGACUCUACAUGCAGGCCUACAUUCUCCUCUGCAUUUCAGCUUGCUCUUAUGGAACCAAGUUUACUCUUCCUUCCAUUGUCAAGGCCAUGGGCUUCACCAACACCAACGCCCAGCUUAUGACAGUUCCCGCGUACGUCGCUGGCGGUAUCUCUUCCGUCUGCUUCGCCAAGAUUUCUGAUCACUUCCAUUGGAGAAUGCCCUUCGUUGCUAUUCCUCUAGCCCUCAUUGCUAUCGGAUACUCCGUUGUUAUGGGCUUUCAGGGUGACAUGACUGGCAGCCACACCGGACCAGGAUACUUUGCCCUUGUGCUCACUUGCAUCGGUAUUUACCCUGUCCAGCCUGCCGGCAGCAGUUGGGCCGCCAACAACCUUGCACCUUCGAGCCGAAGAGCCAUUGGUGUCGCUUUCAACAUCUGCGUCGGUAACAUUGGUGGCAUUAUCGGCUCCUACAUGUACCUCGACAAGGAAGCUCCCCGCUACCAGACUGGUUUCGGCCUGUCGCUUGCUUUUGGCGCCUCUGGAAUGCUUGUUGCGCUGCUCCUCGAGCUGAGCUACAAGUGGGGAAACAAGACAAAGGCCAAGUUGUCUGAGGAGGAUAUUCGAUCUCGAUACACUGAGGAGGAGCUUCUGAAGCUGGGCGACAAGAGUCCUCUCUUCAAGUACACGCUGUAA